Messenger RNA from Carya illinoinensis, 831 nucleotides. RefSeq lists its product as uncharacterized. Lineage: Eukaryota; Viridiplantae; Streptophyta; Magnoliopsida; Fagales; Juglandaceae. The coding region runs from base 1 to 831 and encodes 276 amino acids. The transcript is spliced from 3 exons. The record is from RefSeq and is a predicted model, not a curated record. Gene Ontology annotation, molecular function: RNA-DNA hybrid ribonuclease activity; nucleic acid binding.
AUGAUUUAUGUGAAUAAGUGGUCAAACUUAAAAAAGCUCAACAAGAAGCUAUACAAUAAAUUCAUUGCUGUGGAGAAUGAGAUGAAUAACCUUUCUGAAGCACUGAACAUUUCAGAUGUUGAAGUAUCAAGUGAGGAGUGCUUACCAUCUGCAAGGGUCCAUUUUGGAAAACAGGCUGGGUCAGUCUUCAAUGACCCAAUCAAAACCAAAGUUUGGCAAAAAUGUUGGAGAAUUAGGGUGCCUAAUGCAGUCAAGUCCUUCCUUUGGAGAGCUGCCAAUGAAUCCCUUCCCACUAAGCUAAAUCUAUACAAAAGGAAGGUAGUGGAGUCCCCAUUGUGCCCAAUCUAUCUACUCCAUCCAGAAUUUGUUGCUCAUGCUAACUGGUCAUGCAAGGCUGCUCAAGAUGUAUGGACCUUAUCCUUGAGGAGGAUUCAGAAGACUAGAGUUGAUAAUGGUUCCUUUAGAGAGAUACUGAAGGACAUUAUGGCCAAUCUGACUGAUGAGGAAAUUUUUGAGAUGGCUUUCACUACCAAACAGAUCUGGAACCAGAGGACUACUUGGGUCUUUGAGAAUAUUUUUGGUCCCCCCUAUGCAGCCGUCGACAAAAGCAACUCUAAGGUGAGCACAUGUGUAGUGAUCAAGGAUUCAGCAGGCUGCAUCAUUGCCACUCUUUGCUCCCCAAAAUCUGUGUGUUCUAACCCCUUAUUGGGGGAAGCUGCAGCUGCACUAAGAGCCUUAACCUUCUGUGCUGAAUUGGGAGUUAAGCAGAUCAUCCUCGAAGUUGACUCUUUCACAGUGGUCAACUCUAUCAAAAGGAAGGAGGAGAAUUAG